AUGUACGAUAUUGCUCCGAAAAUAGAUGGUGCUGUGUUUCCUGGUCUACAGGGAGGGCCGCACAACCAUACGAUAUCUGCUAUUGCUGUUGCACUGAAGCAAUGCCUGACAAAAGAAUUCGUCGAUUAUUCCAAACAAAUUUUGAAAAAUUCCAAGGCCUUAGCAAACAGACUGAUUGAACUUGGUUAUACAAUCGUCACAGGCGGAACAGAUAAUCAUCUGUGUUUGGUGGAUUUACGCCCCAAAGGUUUGGAUGGUGGCCGAGUGGAGCAUGUGCUUGAUUUGGCUCAUAUUAUAUGCAAUCGUAAUACUUGUCCAGGUGAUCGAAGUGCAUUGCGACCAGGUGGAAUUCGUUUAGGUACGCCAGCUUUGACAACCAGGGGCUUGACAGAAGAGGACUUCGUUAAAGUUGCUGAUUUUAUACACAAAGGGGUGGAAAUUUUAUUGAAAUAUCAAUCAAAAACUGGUAAAACGCUGAAAGAUUUGAAGGCAUUUACGAGUUCGGAUGCUGAAUUCAAAAACGAUAUUAUGAAAUUAGGCGAAGAAGUUCAGCAAUUCACAAGUCAAUUCGACAUACCCGGAAAUGAAGAUAUUUGA
Molecule: messenger RNA, 597 nt
Organism: Gongylonema pulchrum
Lineage: Eukaryota; Metazoa; Nematoda; Chromadorea; Rhabditida; Gongylonematidae
Source: the annotation of a GenBank genome assembly